Molecule: messenger RNA, 2664 nt
Organism: Rhagoletis zephyria (snowberry fruit fly)
Lineage: Eukaryota; Metazoa; Arthropoda; Insecta; Diptera; Tephritidae
Product: rho GTPase-activating protein gacZ-like
Source: RefSeq, a predicted model, not a curated record
CAUAUACCUAUUAUUAGAUGAUAUUUUGCUUUCAUUAAAAAUUUCUAGCUACAAGUGACCAUUUAAAUAUAUUUUUCUGAUUCCAAAAAAAAAAAGCCAUCGACAUCAAAAGUUACCAAGCCAAACAAAACCCUAAAAAUUAAACUUAACAUUAAACUUAAACCUAUAUUUGAAAAAUUUUUCAAAAAGUGAAUUUUCAAUAAAGAAAUUAGAUCCAUGUAUCCACCUAGGUAUAAGUGACGUUCUUCUCAACAAUAUAACAUUACUAGCUUUAAGUGACUUAGCACUGUUUGCGGAUGCUUAUCGAUUACAUCGAUUUUCUUUCUUAAAUACUUUUUUUACCAAAAUAUAACUUCCUGGAGUUUAUUAAAAGAUUACAAACCCAUAUACCGAUGUACAUGUGUAAUAAAACCGUUUAUAUUCGAUAAAUUCUUAUUAAAAACAUACAUUAAAACGUUUCAAAAACAAAUUAAACUCUUUUGCCUUGCAUGUGAACUGCACGAAAUCCCCGAUAUCCCAACUGCAUGAAAACCCCUUGUUGCAUGCGAUUUUUCAGCCGAUGACCUACUGAAGAAAAACAUAAGUAUUUUUCAUAAUUCAAUUUCUUUUUAUUUUUUAUACAGGGUGAACGAUAGCUUGUUUUCGUACAUGUUGGGUUUCCACUUCUUUGAGAUUAGCCGGUUAUGAGCGAAUUCGAUAAACAAUUUAAAGUAUAUAAAGCAGAUUUUGAUAAGAUUACGAAACGCAUUUUACAAAAUAGGCCGUUGUCUUCGAAUGCGAAAAAAUUAAACGAAUACAAAUAUUCGCUUAUCACAGCUUAUAAUAAUAUUUUAUUACUAGUUAUUGGUAAUAGUUCGGCCCAUACCUGUAAUCUCAAAGAAGUCCAAGUUAAAUUAGCUCGUUGCAAGGAACAGUUAGCAAAGUGCUUUAAUAAACUGAAUUGUCGCGUUAGGAUUCCACCUGAUAGCUUAUCGCUAAUUUGCCAAUCAGACUUAGCUGACUCUGAGUCAGAAGAAGAAUUUAGUGACGCCAAGUCAGAAGCUUCGGUACAAUUCAGUCUUAAAAGAAGUACUUCACUUCCAUCCAUUAAAGAUCUGCUAACAAUAUCCGACGAGCCGUCAACAGCUACCAGUUCACCAAAUAUUUCUAAAUUUUUUCAAGAAUUUUUAGACAUGGCUACCCCUGAACAGAAAAAAUCGUUUAUUAGUCUUUGUGCCUCAAUCAUUAGGGAAAAUUACAAUGGAGAUCCGCUAGCACUUGAAUCGUUUAUAGACAAAAUUAAUUUAAUUGAAGAUUUUGCAGAUGAAAACUUAAAUACGACUUUUAUAUCAUUUUUGAAAUCGAAACUCGAAGGCAAGGCACGUGAAGCAAUUCCAACAGAAGUUAGUUCAGUUAGGCAAAUAAAAGAUGCGUUGAGAAAUAGAAUAAAGCCAGACAACUCGAAAGUUGUAGCUGGGAAAAUUGCAUCUUUACAUGUCAUAAACAACAAUUAUACGGAAUUUGCUAAGCGUGUCGAGGAGCUUUCGGAUGCUUUAGAGCGCUCUUUGAUCAUUGAAGGUAUGACACAGUCUAAGGCUCAUGAAAUGGCAGUCGAGCAAACAGUAAACGUUUGUAGACUCAAUACUCGGUCGGAUUUGGUCAAAUCAAUUUUAUCGUCAACUACCUUCAGUGAUUCAAAGGACGUAGUAGCAAAAAUGAUAGUCGAACAAAAUAAUCAAGUGAAAGAGCGCCAAGUGUUAGCGUUUCGAUCCCGAGUAAAUAGGCCAAAUAGCUUUAGAGGUAGUUUCAGAGGGCACAAUUUUAAUAGGUACAACAAUAACAAUUUCAGACAAAACAACUCAAAUUUCAAUAGGUACAAUAAUAACGCUGAUAACAGUAGGUACAGCAAUAACGGUUCAAGGCAUAACGGUAACAAUUUCAACAAUAAUAGGAAUCGGUCAUCAAACAACAAUCGAAACAAUAACAGCAACAAUAAUAGUAAUAGACGUCCAAAUUCACGCAGUAAUGCUAAUGUGCGCGCUUUAAACGCCCACGCCCCUCAGGAGCGAACACUGAGGGCGGAAGAAAUGGACAACUAAAUACUUCUUUUUCAACAAAAGGCAUAUACUGUCUAAAUCUAAAUUACUCUGAUUUUAUUGAAUUGCGAAUUAAUGGUUCAAACAAAUUUUGUACGAUUUUAGUCGACACGCAAGCCGACAUUUCUUUAAUCAAAUUUUCUAGCAUUGAUAAACAUUUUUCUAUAAAUACGAACGAUAUAAUUCACAUUACCGGUGUCACUUCUGAUACAGUUUCUACGUUAGGUACAAUUACCAUAAUCUUGACUUUUACUGAUUUUUACAUUAAACAUACGUUACAUGUAGUAAGCGAUGAUUUUAACAUACCAUCUAAUGGUAUACUGGGUAAAGAUUUUCUAAAAAGUAACAAAUGCUUUAUCGAAUUUUCAAUUUUGGCAAUUCGCCGGAUCCACUUUUUGUAGAAUCGCAGGAAGUUGAACACGGUGUAUUCACAGCAAGAUGCAUAGUUAAUAGCGGUAACCCAAUUAUUAAAAUUAUAAAUACCACAGAUGAAGUAAAACAUGUAAAGAAUGUAAAUAUUCGGACUGAAAAACUUUCCGACUAUCACGUUUACUCAAUUAAUAAGACCAAGACAGAAGACCCCCGAACG